Messenger RNA from Guillardia theta CCMP2712, 393 nucleotides. RefSeq lists its product as hypothetical. The record is from RefSeq and is a predicted model, not a curated record. Bases 1 to 393 code for a protein of 130 amino acids. The transcript is spliced from 2 exons. Lineage: Eukaryota; Cryptophyceae; Pyrenomonadales; Geminigeraceae.
AUGUUCGCCUUGGUUCAGCACUUGGACGAGCUCCGAGAAACGGAGCUGAUGGCUCCUCGAAACCUUCCUCCCCUCCACAACCAGAACUGCAACAUGGGCCCUCUUUGCGACUCGAUCUGGGACCCAACCUUCACUCCUUCUCCUGAGAGAGAUAUCAUUUGCGGGCUGAUAGACUUGUGUUUGCAAGUGUAUGCGAUAUUUUGGUACGAGGAUUAUGGUACUGUUGUAGGAUCUCUCUCCCAGUCUAGACUUUCAGCCUUCUCAGGGUUAGACUGCGCGACGAGUCAUCGGAGGCUUCUGAUCGCAUUCGUUUCUGAGGCCAUGCUUCCGAGGAGGAAAACUGCGCAUCGCGUAUGGUCAGCUGUCAAUUGCCAGAUGAGGACGAAACCGUGA